CAAACCAUCGAUAUAUCGGUAGUAUGGUCGAUAAUUUCCCACCUCUACAAAACGGCCAUCGUAAUAGUUUCGUUUUUAAUAAAAUGUUAUGUCGGGUUUGCUUGGAGGAAGCGGAAUGCUGUUUAGAAAUAUUUGAUGUCAAUGGAGAACGACUGGCGAUUGCGGGCAUACUAGAGCGGCAUUUUUGGUUUUAUCUCCUUCCGACUGACACCAUAUCCACAGCGAUAUGUCGCUUAUGUUGGCAGAAAGUAAGUGAAUUCCAUCAGUUCUAUUUAGCAGUGGAAAAGGCACACUUCCUUUUGAACAGGACCGACGUGAAGCACGGAGCAGUUAGCCGAGUUGAGAAUGAAGAGUUUGUCGAAAGUUCUUAUCAAAUAAAGGAAGAAGAGUAUUUGGAACAUCUACUUCAGACCGAGCAAGCUGAGGAAACACUUAAUCCUUUGGCUGUACCGGAAUGUGAGAAUUGUGCGGCAGAAAGUAAGGUCAAGGAAGAGUUAAAUGUUGAAUUAAACUUGGCAGAAGAAAUUACUCCAUGUACUGACAAAGUCGGACAGAAACGAAAGAGUGUUCGCGGAAGGCCUCCAGGAGACAAAGAAUUCAAAACUGCGGCAGAACACGAUAACGGUGAUAAUGAAUUUGAAAAUGAUGAACAGGCAAAACCAAAACAAAAGGUUAUCAAAUCAAAUUCACAAGACGCCGCCAUUGUGAAAAAACACAUUGUCCUGGGUUGUGAUCUAUGUGCGUUUGUUGGUGAAGAUUUCUUUGCAAUAAGCAAACACUUUCGAUUACAGCAUCCUAACAUUAAAGCGUACAUACGUUGUUGUAAUAAAAAGUUUACGCAACGUUGUAGAGUUGUGCAGCACGCGUAUAAACACGAGGAUCCACAUUUUUUUAAGUGUCAAGAAUGUCAAAGAGUAUUUUCCGAUAGUACAACUUUAAGAUCUCAUAUGAUUAGCGCGCAUGCACCUGAAGAAGAACUGAACUUUGCCUGCGACCAAUGUCCAAAAAAGUUCUCGCGUAAAUAUUUGCUAGAAUUGCAUCGUCCUUCGCAUGUGCCCAAGAGCGAGCACGCAUUCGUUUGCGAUCAAUGUCCAAGUAGUCGUUUCGCUAGCAGCCGCUUGUUGAAAAUUCACAUUAGUAUGCAGCAUCGUCGGGCAAAGCGCGUUUGCCAUGUAUGUGCCAAAGAGAUACGCAGCAAAGCCGCAUUUGAAAAGCACCUACGCGUACAUAUCGGAGAUAGUGAACCCCGAAUAAAAUGUCCAAGGCCAGAUUGCGAUCGCUGGCUUAAAGAUGCAGAGAAUUUACGGCAUCAUAUGAAACGGCACAGUGUCGAAGGGCAGGUACUCACAUGUAAGGAAUGUGGGCGCACUUAUAAGAACCGUCCAGCGCUUUAUAGUCACAUGUUCUAUGUGCACCCCAAAGAAGUAUUCGCAUGCAAACAAUGCAAUAAAACAUUUAAAAAGGCGAUUUCAUUGCGAGAACAUAUGGCGCAGCACACUGGUGAAACCCUAUACAAGUGUCCGUUCUGUACUCGUACUUUUAAUUCAAAUGCGAAUAUGCACUCGCAUAAGAAGAAAAUGCAUCCCAUCGAAUGGAAUACGUCCCGUAAGGAGAAGCUAGAAGGCACACAAUCAAAAAGCAAGCCUCAAAGCGAUAUAUAAAUAACAGAAGGUCGGAGUAUUUAAUAUAAUUUAUAAUUGUACGACAAACGAAUCGAAUCAGUUGCACAGAACUUGGAUGGAUGAGAGAAGCAAACAGCAAAUGGAAACUCAUACAGUGAAAACUUGAUGUAACGAACAUUUAAUGUGUCGAUUUGAUUACACUUUGGAUGUUGUAUGGUAUACCAAAACUCAGAUUUUCCAAUGGCAAUUGCAUGAACGUAAAGUUAAGUCUCAUAAAAAACUUUAAAACUUGAUUUCCCCAACAUUCUCAUUUAUACUUAUUCAUGUUUCUGACAUAAGGGGACGAUUUAACGAAGUUUGUGGCAUGAAAACCUUCGGAAUAUAUUGACGUUUGAAGUUCCGUUAGUAAAACGGAAUGUCAACUCAAAACCUUUACAUAACGAAUUCUUAAUAUGUAGACGGUUAGAGUCCCGCUGUAAAAAAAAAAAACGAAAUAUGCUGAAUUCUGUUUCUGUUCUUUGCGACGGCCGGCGUUAACUGAACUAGGGAUGCAGAAGACAUUUUUUCAAACAUUGAUAAUUUCAGUAUGAAAUUCGAUGCUUAAAAUUUUCAGAAAUCGUAAAAUUGACGAUGCUUCGAUGUCAGUUUAAACGACGUUUUAAACAUCGAUUAACGUUUCAUGACCAAUUUUUUAUUAUUUUUUCAUGAGCUUUCCUUCCUUUGUCUGAAAUACGAUUAUCUCUGUUUUGUUUUUUCACGUGAUCAACGUCUAGAGGUUGGCGAAAAUUAGGAUGAAAUAUUUCAUUGCAUAAAUACUUACGUACAUGCUAAUUAGCUUAAGUGCGUGAAAAAAAAUAUUCGUUGCAAGGCAUAUUGGGCCUUGAUUUCUUGUUUUCCUCC
Messenger RNA from Rhagoletis zephyria (snowberry fruit fly), 2522 nucleotides. Its product is annotated as transcription factor grauzone-like. Lineage: Eukaryota; Metazoa; Arthropoda; Insecta; Diptera; Tephritidae. Gene Ontology annotation, molecular function: zinc ion binding; DNA-binding transcription factor activity. The record is from RefSeq and is a predicted model, not a curated record. Gene Ontology annotation, cellular component: nucleus.